AUGCUACUCAAUGCCAACAUCGUCUUCCAGGAAAUCCAAGAAGCAACAGCCUCAGAACCCUUAACGCUAGAAGAAGAAUAUUCGAUGCAACGCAGCUGGCGCCAAGAUGCCGACAAACUAACUUUUAUCGUCUGUCGGGCGAUCACAACAGACAUUGAAGACGAUCUCCCGAGCCAGGCAAAGCUGCAAACGGAAAGUGACUUGCCGGCUAAUAUGGUUGGUGAUAUCAACCUCUUUCUGCGUAUCGACGACGGCGAGGAGGGUGAUAGCCCGCCGCAAAUAGUCGGCGAGGUCGAGCUCAUGAUCGCUGAGACAGUCAACCAGCGACGCGGAUUUGGACGUGCUGCGCUACUCAUGUUUAUGCGGUACAUUGUUCAGAACCAGGGGGCUAUUCUGGAAGAGUUCGUUGGUGGUGUUGAUAUCGAGACUGUACGAAAAUUGCGGACUGGUGUUAAGACAACGGGGUCAUCAAAUGGGUUGACGUUGGAGUAUCUCAGUGUAAAGAUUGGACAGGCGAAUUUGAGGAGUUUGGCUUUGUUUGAAGGGCUUGGGUUUGAGAAGGUUUCCGCUGAGGCGAACUUCUUUGGGGAGUUCGAGCUACGCAAAACGGAUUUCAGUCUAGGUGGUAUUAUUGCGGCGCUUGAGGGGGCAAAGGUGCACGGCUUUAUUGCUUUGCCUUAUGAGAGAACGGAAUAG
Molecule: messenger RNA, 696 nt
Organism: Penicillium digitatum Pd1
Lineage: Eukaryota; Fungi; Ascomycota; Eurotiomycetes; Eurotiales; Aspergillaceae
Source: RefSeq, a predicted model, not a curated record